This is a messenger RNA of Dermacentor albipictus, 5088 nucleotides long. RefSeq names its product Sterol regulatory element binding protein (gene SREBP). Lineage: Eukaryota; Metazoa; Arthropoda; Arachnida; Ixodida; Ixodidae. The record is from RefSeq and is a predicted model, not a curated record. Gene Ontology annotation, molecular function: DNA-binding transcription factor activity, RNA polymerase II-specific; RNA polymerase II cis-regulatory region sequence-specific DNA binding; protein dimerization activity. Gene Ontology annotation, cellular component: nucleus. Gene Ontology annotation, biological process: regulation of transcription by RNA polymerase II.
UCGGUGGCGUGUUUUCCGAUUGGCCAAGAUCUCGUGGUCUCAUGUCGGGUGCGCAAGCAACUCACGGAAAAUACUGGCAUGGACCUUUAAAAAUUUCCUGGUAAAUAAGUGUUGUUUUGAAGUGAUCCUUCCAUAGUGCGGGAUCCUCAAGAAAACGAUGUCAUGGACCCCACGUCCACUUCAGAUAUCGAUGAUAUGUUCAACCUGAUGCCCGAGUCCCUUAUUGGGUCUUCGGAGCUUUUCGACAAUGAACUGCUGGGCCUGCCUGUGCUGCCAGAGGAUCCAGCACUUAUGGGCAUCAAAGAAGAGGACUUAGACCUCGAGUUCUUCGAAGGGGAGUCAUCAUUGACUGAUGGACUUGUGACAAACCCAAGUUCAUACCUGGCAACAGGUGAUCCGGUGGUGCCUGCCACCAUUCUCCAAGUGGCAGCACCUGUCCAGGAACCACCCAAGCGUACGCUGGUUGUACAACCACAGAAGGUGUGCAUCCCAGCGGCGACAGCAGCAAACAAUGCUGCCCCUGCUGCUGCUUCGACAGUCAGUGCCCCCAGACAACAGCCGCAAAAGGUUACAGUGGUGCGACCAUUCUCACACCAAGCUGUAGCUCCGCGGGUGGCCACGCUGCAGCCAACCCCCAUGCCUUCAGUCGCUGAGCUGCUGGCUGCACUCAAGGAACAGCAGACACAGCAGCAGCAGCGCAUCAGCCGCCUCUCCCAGCUGCCCACACAGAAGGUGCAGCAGAUGCUGUUGCAGCAGUUGGUGAAGGAUAACAGUUGUGGCACCAACGCAGCUGGCAGCAUCCUCGCGUACACGCCACUCUCGCCAGCACCUGUGGUCGCAGCAGCACCCCAAGGAGCUCCCCUCUUGGCAGCCACUUCUGCUGCAGGAAUUCCUCUAGUCUUGGAAGCUGAUAAGCUUAGCAGGGUGGUGACAGUGAAGCCUCCAAACAAGGGAGAAAAACGCAAUGCCCACAACGCAAUUGAGCGUCGUUACCGAAGCAGCAUCAAUGACAAGAUUGUCGAGCUGAAGAACAUGGUAGUCGGGCCUGAGGCCAAGUUAAACAAGUCGGCUGUUUUGAGGAAGGCCAUAGACUAUUUGCGCUACCUGCAGAAUGCUAAUACCAAGCUCAAGCAGGAGAACCUUUUGCUGAAGAUGGCAGUCCAACAGACGGGUGCAACUGUGGCUGAUGUGCUGCUGGACCAGAAGGGCCUCAUGGCGGAAGUGAGCCAGGAGGCAGUGGCACUCACUCCUCCUUCGUCAGACAUGAGCUCGCCCGAUCACGCAAUGGAGGACACGAGCAGCUCGGAGCCCCCCUCGCCACCGCAGAGCCCCUCAGAGACCAAGUUCCCAAGCCCUCUGCGAGGUGCCAUGAUGCACACCUCCCGCAUGUCUCUCUGCAUCUUUACGUUCGCCUUCUUCGCUCUGAAUCCCUUUGGAUGGCUACUGGCAGGCCGGCCGGGUGACACCUACACGCUGGCCUCUUCGCACGCUGCGGGCCGGACUAUUCUGUCUGCAGAAGGUGAUAGUGGAAGCUCUUGGCUUGGUGUUUCCCCAAUGUCUCUUUUGGGUUGGUUCCUAAAUAUCCUGGUGACCGUGGCCUGCCUUGGACGCCUCUUGCUGUAUGGUGAUGGCCUAGCUCAAGCAAAUAGCAAAGCCAAUGCAGCUUUUUGGAGGCACCGCAAACAGGCUGAUGCUGAUCUUGCCCAGGGUCGGCCAGGACGAGCAGCUGAGCAGCUGACUGCUUGCCUGGGUGCCCUGGGUCAGCCGCUCACUGGUGGAAGCCUGCCCGAGGCCUUGUGUGCUGUGGGUUGGCAGGCACUGCGGCAGCUGCUUCAGUCGGCUCGCGUAGGACUCUGGCUCGAGCGUCGUGCCGCGGGUGGCUGGCAACUGGACAAGGCACAGCGGGCACGCACAGCCGCCCAACUGGCCCUCACCCACCACCAGCUCAGCGAGCUGCACCUUCUUGGUCAUGUGUCUUCUUGGGGGCGUUGGCAAGGUGUGGCACACGCCCUUGCCUCUGUGAACUGGGCUCAGGUGGCUGGUGCGGAGAUGCUCGGCCGUCGUCUCCUUUGCCACAUCUAUCUUGGAGCUGCCCUGCGUCUGCUUGACUGCUGCCACGUGCGCCUCCUCUUUGCACCCAGGCUUCUGCUGUUCCGCGCUCGUCGUGUGUGGUCUUCGCCAAAUGCAGUACCUGCUGAACUGAAAUGGGUCUUCGAAGAGAAUGGCCGCAGUUUCCUCCUUAGUCGAGAGUGGAUUCCAUUGCAAGGGACAUCAGAGGAUGCAUUCACUCGAAGGGGAGACUGCUGCUCUGUACUUGCUGCAGUUUCACAGCUGUACCGGGAACACCUCUUGCACAGGGCCGUUGCUGCACUUGCUGCAUCAGGCAGACCAAGCCGUGGUGGCCCCGAUGCCCUGCACCUGGUGGAACUGCUGGAAGGUGCAAGCUGCAGCUCCAGCAUGCCUGGCGGUAGCCUGACGGGUGUGGAGCAUGACGAGGCGGCCACCUGGUGGGCUGCGGUGCUGCGCGUCGCCCUACUGUGGGUGCGGGGAGAACCCGCUCAGCAGGAGUGCACCCGCGCCGAGGCUGCCCUGCGCAAUCUGCACUGGGACCAGACUCAGGAUCCAUUGCCCUGGGCAGUGGCCUCCGCUAUGUUGGCUCGCAAGGGACUCCUGGCAGCCCAGCAUCCUUCGUCACGCGACACCCUUAAUGCUUGCAAUCGAGCUAGCGCACGACUGUGGGAUUGUGCCAGCCAUCCCAAGCACCUUGCCAAUGCCACAUCACAGGUGCUGCUCACUGCAAGUUGCGAGUGGCUGCUGCAGACGCGAUCUGAGCUGUGGGAGCGCACGGGUAAGGCCCCUGCAUCGGGGCCUCACAUCGAUGGCUUUCAUCGUGACUUGGCACUGUUUCGACGGCUGGCCCAGAACUCGCCCAACCUGCAGUUAAAGUUGCACCUGUAUGAAGCCACUCAACGUGUUGUUGCUGGUGCAAACCCUGUGAAGACUCAGCUUGGAUUGGAUCGGUGUCUGAGGAGGCGCCUUUCGCACUACCCAUCUGUUGUCUGUGCCAAGGGGAGCACUGAGAAUGAGCCAAGGAAAGAGGAAGCUGACGCCUUGUUGCUGUCCUGUAAGCAUUUAGGAUCCCUGGCCAGCAGGGAUCAGAAAGACGGCAUGCUCGCAGAGGCCGCGAGUAUUCUGGGAGCCCUGGGACAUCGACGUGCCCUGCAUCAAUGCCAGAGGCUGAUGGUUGCCCCCACAGUUGCCUCAGCUGCUUGCUGAGUUGCAUGAUGUGUUUCAGCCAAGUCUGAGAAGAUUCGCCUACCCAGUUUAUUGUACAUAGUCAUACUUGUGAUGUGGUGUAAUAUGGUGUGUCCCCGUGAUUCAACUUUAUUUUAAGCGUUUUAUUAAUGGCAGUGAAGUUUCCCUGCUCACUGUGUACAUAUGUAGAUGUGCGAGGCAGGCUGUUUUCACCUGUCUACUCUAUUUAAUUUCACGCUGUUCUUUGAGGAAGAAAUCAGCAUUGCUGCAAAGCAGUGGAAGUUUCUUUGUUUUUAAUACUACUCACAUGGUGAGGCCCAGUUUGGUAUUUUGCAUCUGUUGCAUCUUUCAUAUCUUCAUCAGCUGCAGCAUUUGUUUGAUACAAGUUUAUCUGAUUUGUAUGACAGGCUAUCUCACCCAACAUUUCCGUUCAUCCCAAGCGUUGUUUCAUCUUGCAAAUGUCUGCAUGCAACCUUGAGUUAGUGGAAACCUCUUGUUUUCUUUUUAGUGUGUGUAGAUGCUGAGCCUGAUGUGUUAUAAAAUGCAUAUGUAUUGUAUCUUUAGCAUUUUGUAAUGUAUUGAAGAAUGUUUAGAAUAUUGUAAUGUAUUGAAGGCAUGUUUGCUGCAGGAUUUCUCAUUGUUAGAUUGAAAUGGGGGCUAAUGGCUUUGCAGUCCAAGUCCUCAUAUUUGCAGUAGGACCUUCCUCCGUAAAAUUUUUAAUCUUGGCCAAUGGCAUACUUUAUGGUGCAUCCUGGUGGCGAGAAAACUACCUUAAGCUAAGGGCUCUUUUCAACACUUUUGCUGGAGGUGUCCAACAACUCUCAAAAAGAAAAUCAAUUUUGCAUUUGAUAGAAACACCUGUUCAAUAGCAUGUGUUCAAAAAACUAACAAUACUUAUUAACAAUAAAUUUGCAACUAUUGACUUUCUUGACUUCUUCCGCCCCUACCCCCCUAGAAGAAGAAAAAGAACGAGUGCUUUGGUUGCAGAUGCCUGUUUUGCACCGAUUUAUUGGUGCUUGGCACUGUUUCCCUAAUUAAGUACAGAAAUAGUUUAGCUUUGUUUGUUGUAUAUUGUGGUUGCGUUUAAUUUAGGUGAGAAAGUCCUGAAAAAAGGUUAGUGUGAGAGUUCAUGAAAGCUAAUUGUCCUGAUUUCUGGACAUUCCAUGAAAUUUUAGUAGCGGGUUACUGGGAAUGUAAGUGCAUUAAAGGAGAAAAUAAAGUUCCUUCUUCUCUAAACAACAUAAUAUUGAUCAUGCAUUGUAGUUAUGUGAUCGUGUCCAGUGAGCAUAUGGUUAUGAUGAGUGUAUUUACCUCACUUGCCAUCAUAACUAUGCACGAGAGUUAGGCUAGGCUCUGCAUCACUGUCCAUGGUUGCGUAAUGGUUAUAGCAUUGCGCUGCUAAGCCUCAGGGUGUGGGAUCAGAGCCUGGCCACAACGGCCGCGUUUCAAAGGGGGAUAAAUGCAAAAAUGCCCGUGCACUCUGUGUUGGGGGCACGUUAAUAAAACCCGAGGUGGCUGAAAUUAGUUUGGAGCUCCCACUACAGCGUGCCUUGUAAUUAUUGGGGUUUUGGCUCUUAAGACAGAAUUUCUUUUCUUUUAGGCUGUGGAUUUGCCACAAAUGUUGAAGACAAGCUAACGAGUAAAAAGUAAAAACUGGCUUGUCCAGUUUAGAAGCCAAAUUCACUAUUGCAAGACGUGCACGUUUUCUUUUUUUAAUAAAGGUCAUAUCGCCGUAAAUGUUGUUUCUUUAUUUCGCACGUGAAGCUGGUGAAAAGAACUGUACAAUUGCUUAUGUUGCUUUGAAAUAAACAAAUUAUUUUGAUGUUUCUGAAA